AUGAUGAUGGCUAGUGCGAAAAUGGUGAGGGAUUGCAGCUCGGAGCUGAGCUCAGACGUGCGGUCCCUGUCGGUGGCCUCCUCUACGGAGGAACAGGACUCUACGACUACGGAGUCGGAAUACACUGAAGAAGAAAAGGAGUACGAACUGGAAGACCUUCAAAUAUUGAAAACUAUAGGCACUGGUACUUUCGGACGUGUCUGUUUAUGUCGAGACAAAGCUGCUGAUGAAUACCUUGCGAUGAAGAUACUGUCUAUGGCUGAUGUCAUCCGACUUAAACAAGUCGAUCAUGUCAUGAAUGAAAAAAACAUACUUGCCGAGAUCAACCAUCCUUUCAUAGUAAACUUACGGUGGUGGACACAUGACGACUCGUGCAUCUACAUGCUUUUUGACUACGUAUGCGGCGGAGAACUCUUCUCCUACUUAAGAAACGCCGGUAGAUUCAGCAACAGCAUCGGUAAUUUCUAUGCUUCAGAAAUUGUGUCAGCGCUUGAAUAUCUUCAUGCACGGAAUAUUGUGUACCGAGACUUGAAACCGGAGAAUUUACUGCUCGCCAAAGAUGGACAUUUGAAAAUUACAGACUUUGGUUUCGCGAAAAAGCUGACUGAUCGGACUUGGACGUUGUGCGGUACUCCUGAAUAUCUCGCUCCUGAAAUUAUACAAAGUAAAGGACACAACAAGGCGGUCGACUGGUGGGCUUUGGGCGUGCUAAUUUAUGAAAUGUUGGUGGGAUACCCGCCCUUCUACGAUGAUAAUCCGUUUGGUAUCUACGAAAAGAUUUUAAAUGGCCGCGUGGAGUGGCCUCGGCACUUGGAUCCUGUCGCCAAGGACAUCAUUAAGAAAUUACUAGUUCAAGAUAGGACCAAAAGGCUUGGCAAUAUGAAGUGUGGAACGGAAGACGUCAAGCGGCACCGAUGGUUUAAGCACAUAGACUGGGCGGAUGUCUUCAUGAAAAAGCUACAGCCACCAAUCUUACCGGCAGUGUCAUAUGAAGGCGACACUUCAAACUUUGACGAGUACCCCGAGACUGACUGGAAGGCAGUACGUUCACUCGAUUCCGAUGAACUUAAGUUGUUCGCUAACUUUUGA
This is a messenger RNA of Arctia plantaginis, 1089 nucleotides long. Lineage: Eukaryota; Metazoa; Arthropoda; Insecta; Lepidoptera; Erebidae. The record is from the annotation of a GenBank genome assembly.